GAUGUGUUAAGGUUCAAUAAUUCAUCCAUGUUUCUAGGUGACAUCUUCCAGAAGAGUUUAAUUUUCUGAGGAUUUGAGUCUUUGAGUAUAACCUCAUUUUCGUCUGUUUGCUUUCCCAAUUCCGAGCUUUCUAGCCAUUUUCAUUUCAACAAUACAUCAAUGCUUCUUACCCCUUGAACCAAAGUACUAGAAACAAAACACUUCAACUCUCCUCAAUUUCCCAAGCACCACAAUGCCACCCACCGAACAAAAAAUUCUCACCACCUUCCUCCUCCCUCCAUCCUCCCUCCCCCAAAUCAUCUCCCUCGCCUCCUUCACUCUCUUCUUCCCGCGCGCUGUCCAAUCAUCCCCUGCUAUCCGAACUCUCUACCGGGACCUCCAGCAUCAGCGCGCACAAAUAAUCGACAAUGUAACCACGGCAAUCGAGCAAGAAGUACGAAGAGGAAGCGCGAUGGAGAGGGCUGUUGUGAGGAGGCGGAGAGGGGAUGAGAGAGUUAUAGAGGAUGAUGAGGUGGGGGUUGAACGAGCUCUUUCCAACUCGGUUCAAAUAUCCAACCUCCCAUCUUCCCAUCCCCACUCCCUCCAUUCCAUCCUCCCUCCCCUCGAAGCAGCAAUCGAAGAUCUCGAAGACGAAAUCGCGCGACUAGAUGCGGAAAGCGAAGAACUAUUGAACGAGAUGAAGAAUAUUGUUGGUGGAUUGAGUGAUCUCCGGUAUGGACGGCUUGCGAAUCCGGGGAUAAGGGGACAAGUGUUGGAAGGUUUGGAGAGAGUCGAGGGGGCUGCUGCGAUAUGGAACGCUCUGGGGGAGAGGAAAGACGAUACGGCCAUUGAGGAAUUGAGGGCGAUGAGGGUUCGCAGUGUUUUAGGAUACGACCCGCGACGAGGCGCAAGGUUGGCGCAUUGCGCAUUGAGGAUUCGGUAUCAAGCCAAGUGCGCUCACACAGGCGCAAAGACCGCAGUAAUGCAUGACUACCAAGAGUGA
Messenger RNA from Botrytis sinoallii, 982 nucleotides. RefSeq lists its product as uncharacterized. Gene Ontology annotation, cellular component: kinetochore; Mis6-Sim4 complex. NCBI's taxonomy places the organism in Eukaryota, Fungi, Ascomycota, Leotiomycetes, Helotiales, Sclerotiniaceae. Bases 233 to 982 code for a protein of 249 amino acids. Gene Ontology annotation, biological process: chromosome segregation. The transcript has 3 exons. The record is from RefSeq and is a predicted model, not a curated record.